AUGGGAAAACUGAAGUGUGAGGUUGAAAAGGCAAAGUGCAAUCUCAGUUCGCAGCAGAGCACCCACAUUGAAAUCAAGGUGUUCAAAAAUGGCAAUGACUUCUCUAAGUUGUUUACUCACACCAAGUUUGAGGAGCUAAACUUGAACCUCUUCUAUAAGACAAUGAAGCCUGUUAAGCAGGUUCAUAAGGAUGCUGGUGUCAAGAAGAAGGACAUUGAUGAGGUCACCUUCGAGGUUGGUGCAGAUGGUAUCAUGAAGGUCUCUGCUGCCAACAAGGGAAUAUAA
Molecule: messenger RNA, 285 nt
Organism: Heterobasidion irregulare TC 32-1
Lineage: Eukaryota; Fungi; Basidiomycota; Agaricomycetes; Russulales; Bondarzewiaceae
Exons: 2
Coding region: 1-285 (94 amino acids)
Biological process (GO): cellular response to unfolded protein; endoplasmic reticulum unfolded protein response; protein refolding
Cellular component (GO): membrane; nucleus; endoplasmic reticulum chaperone complex
Molecular function (GO): ATP-dependent protein folding chaperone; misfolded protein binding; heat shock protein binding
Source: RefSeq, a predicted model, not a curated record